AUGGAUUCUCCAUGCUUCCUGGGCAAUGACCUGUACUCCUAUUAUAACUUCUCCCUGAGCAACCCCACCUUGGAGAAUCAGACGUGUCAGACAAACAGAACCAAACAGAUAAGGAAUGAGGAAGUUGCCAAAGUGGAGGUGGCUGUGCUCUGCCUCAUCUUCUUCCUUGCCCUUACUGGGAACCUGUGUGUGCUGUUGGCCAUCCGCACGACCCGUCACAAACACUCCCGCAUGUACUUCUUCAUGAAGCACCUGAGCAUUGCUGACCUGGCUGUGGCCAUCUUCCAGGUCUUGCCUCAACUCAUUUGGGACAUCACGUUCCGGUUCUAUGGGCCAGAUUACCUCUGCAGGCUGAUCAAAUACAUGCAGGUGGUGGGGAUGUUUGCUUCGACUUACAUGCUCUUGUUGAUGUCCCUGGAUCGGUGCUUGGCUAUCUGUCAGCCCUUGAGAUCCUUACACAGGAGGUCUGACCGGUUGUCUGUCCUCCUCACUUGGAUGGUGUGCCUCCUGUUCAGCAUCCCCCAGCUCCAGAUAUUUUCCAUGAGGGAUGUGGGCAACGGGGAGAUUGACUGCUGGGCAAAGUUCAUCCAACCCUGGGGCUCUAAAGCUUACAUCACCUGGAUAACCUUGACUGUGUACAUCAUCCCUGUGCUCAUGCUGAGCGUCUGCUAUGGGUUGAUCAGCUUCAAAAUCUGGCAGAACGUGAAGCUGAAAACAAUCCAUGAGACCAACACAAAUCUGACCUCUGGCCAUCCUCACAGGGGCACCCUCUCCAGAGUCAGCAGCGUGAAACUCAUUUCCAAAGCAAAGAUCCGGACUGUGAAAAUGACCUUCAUCAUAGUCUUAGCUUUCAUUAUGUGCUGGACUCCUUUUUUCAUUGUGCAGAUGUGGAUUGCUUGGGACGAGGAUGCUCCAAAAGAAGCAUUACCAUUCAUAAUCACUACACUCCUGGCGAGUCUGAACAGCUGUUGCAACCCUUGGAUCUACAUGCUUUUCACCGGUCAUCUAUUCCAUGACCUCCUGCACCGAUUCCUUUGCUGCUCCUCCCGCUAUUUAAAAUCACGACAAGGGUGCGACCUCAGCGUCAGCAAGAAAAGCAACUCCUCCACGUUUGUCCUGAGUCUCAAAAGCUCCAGUCAGAGGAGCUUCACACAGCCAUCUACAGCAUGA
This is a messenger RNA of Gekko japonicus, 1170 nucleotides long. It is a transcript of the gene OXTR, whose product is annotated as oxytocin receptor. The record is from RefSeq and is a predicted model, not a curated record. Lineage: Eukaryota; Metazoa; Chordata; Lepidosauria; Squamata; Gekkonidae. Gene Ontology annotation, molecular function: oxytocin receptor activity; peptide binding; vasopressin receptor activity. The transcript is spliced from 2 exons. Gene Ontology annotation, cellular component: membrane. Bases 1 to 1170 code for a protein of 389 amino acids. Gene Ontology annotation, biological process: positive regulation of vasoconstriction; regulation of systemic arterial blood pressure by vasopressin; female pregnancy.